Messenger RNA from Populus nigra (black poplar), 1533 nucleotides. RefSeq names its product amidase 1-like. The record is from RefSeq and is a predicted model, not a curated record. NCBI's taxonomy places the organism in Eukaryota, Viridiplantae, Streptophyta, Magnoliopsida, Malpighiales, Salicaceae. The transcript has 9 exons. The coding region runs from base 58 to 1350 and encodes 430 amino acids.
AACGUUUGGGAUAGAGUCCCGUUACAGUCACACACACUAGCAAGAACAGGACCAGACAUGGCGAGAGACCCGGAUUAUGGAGCUUUCGUGGACAAGUUUGUGCUUGAACUUACCUCUUCAGCUCAUGAUCAACCAUUGCAGGGCCUCACUUUUGCAGUUAAAGAUAUAUUUGAUAUGGAGGGAUAUGUGACUGGAUUUGGUCAUCCUGACUGGGCAAGGACUCAUUCUGCGGCUACCUCAACUGCUCCUGCUGUUUUGGCCGUCUUAAGAGGAGGAGCCACCUGUGUUGGUAAAACUGUCAUGGAUGAAAUGGCUUACAGUAUAGAUGGAGAAAAUAUACAUUACGGCACACCUAUAAAUCCAUGUGCUCCUGAUCGUGUACCCGGAGGAUCUUCAAGUGGGUCUGCUGUUGCGGUUGGUGCAAAAAUUGUAGACUUCUCCUUGGGUACUGACACUGGAGGAAGUGUAAGAGUCCCUGCAUCAUAUUGUGGAAUUUUGGGGUUUCGACCUUCAUAUGAUGCUGUUCCGACUGCAGGAGUUGUUCCCUUGGCACAGAGUUUUGAUACUGUGGGAUGGUUUGCCAGGGACCCUGUGAUUCUGAGUCGGGUAGGACAUAUUCUACUCAAAUCGCCUGUUAUGGAUCCUAUCAAACCUAGUCAAGUUAUUAUUGCAGAAGAUUGUUUCCAGCUUUCAAACAUUCCAAAUGAUCGACUAGGUCAAGUUCUUGUGAAAUCAGUGGAGAAGAUAUAUGGAGGCCAUAUCUUGAAGCACAUGAUCCUCGGGGACUAUGUCAAGGAAAAAGUUCCAAGUCUGAAACAUUUUAUGAGUAAUGAAAUAAAAGAACUGGAGCAUAACAUUCCAUCUUUGGCAGCCCUCUCAAAUGCCAUGAGAUCACUUGAAAGGUAUGAAUUCAAGGAUAACCAUGGUGAAUGGAUCACUGCAGUCAAACCUGCAUUGGGUCCAGCAAUAUCAGAAAGGGUAUGGGAAGCUGUUAGAACAACUGGGGAAAACGUUGAUGCCUGCCACUCUGUAAAGACUGAAUUACACGCUGCCCUUGCAACUCUCCUUCAGGAUUUUGGUAUCCUAGCUAUCCCUACUGUGUCAGGGCUUCCACCGAAACUGCAAACAGAUCCAACAACACUGAAAAUCUUCCGUGCUAAGGCUUUUGGCUUGCUGUCCAUUGCUGGAUUAUCAGGAUUCUGCCAGGUUAGCAUACCGCUAGGGAUGUAUGACAAUCUUCCUGUAUCUGUUUCAUUGUUGGCAAAACAAGGUUCAGACGCAUUCCUGCUCAAUGUUGUCGAGAGUCUUUAUGGUACCCUCAAAGAACAGGUUGAGAUCACUGAAAAAUAACUUGCUGGCUGAGAAUCUAAGAAUGUAAGCUUGACCUAACCAUCGAAAUGUUAAAUUUGGAACAAAAAAUGGUGAAAUGAAAAAAAUAAUGCUCGCUACAGAGAAACAGAAACACCAUCUGGAUUUAGUAUAAAAAAACAAAAAUAUAGUUCUAUUAUGUUCUAUUCUAUUAUAUUUUUGUUA